Molecule: messenger RNA, 3173 nt
Organism: Bactrocera tryoni
Lineage: Eukaryota; Metazoa; Arthropoda; Insecta; Diptera; Tephritidae
Product: shootin-1
Exons: 9
Coding region: 742-2316 (524 amino acids)
Source: RefSeq, a predicted model, not a curated record
UUCGUUGCGUGCGCGUUGAUGUGAUUUUUCGUGUUAUGUGAAAAAAGCAUAAAAUACCUUAAAUUUUACAAAUUUAUUUGUAAAAUCUAUACAAAAUUCAAAAGAAAUCAAAACAGAAUAGAAAAACACAAAUAGGAACAGAAAAAUCGUGACCGUUACUUUUGCGAAAUUGUCGCAAAGGCGACAAAAAAAUUUGUCGUCCAAACUUGUUCAUCAAUAAAACAUUUUAUUGUAACAUAAAAAGGCAAAAAAAAGUAAUAAACAUAAUAAAACCAAACCAAAAUUUUUUACAUAGAAAUAUUUGUAAAAAAUAAAGGAAGAAAGAAAGUUUAGAAUAGUGAAAAACUUGCAAAAUAAAUUUGCAAUACACUUGUGACAAACGAUCAAUUAAAAAAAAAAAAACAUUCAAAUAAACAUAAGCGAAUUAAAAAUACAAAUAUUAGAAUAAAAAUCAUUUGCUUCUAAACACGUAUUCGCGAAAAAUUAAAGGACUUUACAUACCUAAAAGUGAAAAGGCACCUUUGUAGCCGUGAAGUGAAAAGGUAUAUUUGGCAGUUGACUGCCAAACAUAGCCUAUUAACGCAGGUAUUCUUGAAGGCUACCCAAGCAACUACCUGUCUUAAGAUUUAACUACGAAUUGUACCAAAUAUUAAUCAUAAAAGACGCAGCAACAACAAAGGAAGCGUUAGCAUACCGCCAGGCAUAGCAUCAUAAUUCACUCAUUCGUCAAUUGUUUCGAAGAUGGAGCGACGUGGCCGCAUACCGGUAGCGCGCUUUCGCACGCAGGAGGGCAAAACGCGCAGUCGUAGUCGUGUACGCGAUCCCGAUUACAAUGAGCAAGAUCCCGAGACUGAUCUCUUCACCUUAUUGGAAGACAAUAUUGCGCUGAAGGAGGAGAAUAAAGCGCUGAAGAUCGAAAUUGAAGACGGCAAGAAGGCGCAAAAUGAGCUGGAGUCGGAGAAGAUCAAAAUACUCGAUGACUUAUCCGCUUUGAAGAAACAACAACUCGACCAUGAAACACAAUUAAAAGAGUUGACCACCAAAUUGAAUAAAAUGAGCACUGAACGCAACGCUUUGGAUAAGUUGCAUAAGAUGAAAAUCGAAAAGAUCAGCGGCUUGGAGCAGGAGUUGCAAGCAUUGCAGGAAAAGCAAAAACUGUUAGCUGCAGCACCCCCAACCACACCGCGAACGACGCUUUUGCAGGCCACACCCUUCGCUUCGGCCAGUUUGAGCAGCAAAUUGCUGAAAAUCAUACCGACAUUGGGCAACAAUGAAAUGGAGAGCAUCGUAGAUGUGGAACCCACGGCCGCCUUGCCCAUUACAAGCGAACUAGUCGAGCGUUUGGUCGACGAAUUUCAAACAUUGAAGAACUCAAUGAAUGCGGUUGAGCUGCAGCUCUAUGAAGCCAAUGAGAAAAUAGCCGAGUUGCUGGAAAAUCAACACCAUUUGGAGGAAGAGAACGAAACCAUGCGCACGGAGAACACGAAUCUGACCAAAGUUGCCAAACUGUUGACGGACAACAUGAAAGAGAGCGUUGAGACAAGCAAAAAAAUGGAAGCAGCGCUCAUCAAAUUGAAGCAGCGCAACGAUGAACUAAAUGCGCGCGCACGCGAUCUAACCGAUGGCCAGCCAGCGCCAAGUCCUUCACCGACAACGGAAAAGGUGAAUGAGGAAAUCGAACAAAUCAAAGAGGAAGUCGAAAAUCAAAAUCGCGACCAUAAUGAACGCAUUGUCGAAAUGAAAUCUCUUAUGGAAGCGGCUAUACAAAAAAAUACUAACGAUGAACUAAACACUUUCAAAGUAAGAGUGGAAAUUCUGGAAGAGGAAUUGCGCAAGGCGAUUGCACGUGCCGAGCAUGCCGAGAUUGAAUUACAGAAAUACAAAAAUAACUCUAACACAUCGACAAACUGCUUAACAACAUCCGCACAGACUGAACCAUUAACAAUAACAACAACGACAGCGGCACCACCACCGCCACCGCCGCCACUACCGCCACCACUACCAACUAAACUAAUUUAUAAGCAAGCGGACGUUGGUCCCAGCGGCGGGGCAGCGGGAGCAGCGACAUUCAGCGAUAGCAUCGUCGCGCACAAUUUGCAAAAGGAGAAAAUUAUCGGUACGGUUAAACAACAUGUGCAAGGCGCAGCAACAGGUCUUGACGCUCUAGUGAAUGAAUUCAAGUCGGGACGUGUCACCUUGCGUCGCAAUCGCCGCAAAACGCGUACAAACGAAGCACUUCAGGAAAUGUUUCAAGUCUUAGAGAUAAGUCAGAAGCAGAAUCGCAACUCGAAAAUCUGCAUCGAUAUGAAAUUUUGAACGGCAUCCGAACCCGCCGCCCUUAUAUUUGUAUUUGUAGUAGUAUUAGUUACUGAUCUUUCACCUAUACACACGCAUGCAUACACACGAAUGUAUUUUUUUAUCAAUUGACCAUUUUUGGAAAUCCACAUUUUAGACAUGCUAGGCUUAUUGUAUUUGUAUGUGUGUGUCUAUAAAUUUAUAUUUAUGCACUUUUUGAUAAGCAUUUUCUAUUAGAUCUAAAAUGUACGAGCAUUUGUGCCUUUCGCUCAGCUUUACAGCUCUUUUAUAUAUUUAUAUAAGUACAUAUUUACAUAUGUGUAAAACGAACAAAUAAGUCAACGAAAACGAAACUCAUCAUUGUUUCCAGCUAAUUUUGGCGGUUAUUAAUUUUUUCCUUUCGAUAUUACUUCCUUUACUUUUCUUUAUAAAAUUUUGUUUAUUUUAUUUUAACUACCACUCGUCUGUGACCACUCGUGUAUACUCUUUUUUGCUUUAACGCUUAGCGCUUUCAACUAUCUCUUUAUAAAAAACGUUUUACUUCCUUAGGAAUUUGUAUAAAAUAUCUCUUUAUAAAAAAACAUUCUUCUUUCUUACGAAAUUGUUUAAAAACGGUUAAAAUUUUUUGUUAUUUAAAAAAUUAGUAAAUGCAAAUGUUAUUUAACAUCUUUUUACAAAGUUCUAUUUCUGUUAAAUUUUCACUGAAAUAUUUUUUGUCAAAACAAAAAAAUAAUUUAAACUCUUUAAGGGACACAUAUAGUGAGACAGCCUAAGAAAAAGCAUCAUUUCUCUCCAAGUAAUCAUUGGAACAAUUUUAUAAUUAAAUUUUUGGAAAAUGAUAACCAAUCGAAAUAAAAAAAAAUAUUUUCUUUAUAAAU